UGGAGCAACCCCAUUACGUUAAAGAUGAAAGGCUGGGGUUGGCUGGCCCUGCUUCUUGGGGCCCUGCUGGGAACUGCCUGGGCUCGGAGGAGCCAGGAUCUACACUGUGGAGCUUGCAGGGCUCUGGUGGAUGAACUCGAGUGGGAGAUUGCCCAGGUGGACCCCAAGAAGACCAUUCAGAUGGGAUCUUUCCGGAUCAAUCCAGACGGCAGCCAGUCGGUGGUGGAGGUGCCUUACGCCCGCUCCGAGGCCCACCUCACAGAGCUGCUUGAGGAAGUGUGUGACCGCAUGAAGGAGUAUGGGGAACAGAUCGAUCCUUCCACCCACCGCAAGAACUACGUGCGCGUGGUGGGCCGCAACGGAGAAUCCAGCGAACUGGACCUGCAGGGCAUCCGCAUCGACUCGGAUAUCAGCGGCACCCUCAAGUUUGCGUGUGAGAGCAUCGUGGAAGAAUAUGAGGAUGAACUCAUUGAAUUCUUUUCCCGAGAGGCUGACAAUGUUAAAGACAAACUUUGUAGUAAGCGAACAGAUCUGUGUGACCAUGCCCUGCACAUAUCUCACGAUGAGCUAUGAACCAUUGGAGCAGCCCAGACUGACUUGAUGGAUCACCCCCAGGAGGGGAAGACGGUGGCAUUGCCUUUUAUAUUAUGUUUUUACCGAAAUGAACUGAAAAAAAAUAUGAAACCAAAA
Messenger RNA from Oryctolagus cuniculus (rabbit), 690 nucleotides. RefSeq names its product canopy FGF signaling regulator 2 (gene CNPY2). Gene Ontology annotation, cellular component: endoplasmic reticulum. The record is from RefSeq and is a predicted model, not a curated record. NCBI's taxonomy places the organism in Eukaryota, Metazoa, Chordata, Mammalia, Lagomorpha, Leporidae.